CCAUAGGAAGUCGACACUGAGAACAACACGCUGAGCCUAGUAAAGAUGAACGACGAGGAGCAGAACCACUCCUCCUUCUUCAUCAGGGUGAAGAACCCUGCUGAGCGGGAUGAAUUGAAACCUGGAGACCUCAUUGAGAUCUUCCGUUCUUCUUGUCAACACUGGGCAAUGUAUAUUGGGGAUCGAAAGGUUGUCCACUUGGCAACUGAUUGUGAGCAUCUUGGAGAUGGAAACCCCGACACCUUGGCAAUCUUAUCCGAUCAGGCUUAUGUCAGGAAGGACUGGCUGGAAGACGUUGUGCGGAAAGACCGGUACCGAGUGAACAAUAAACAUGACGAGACGCACCAGCCUCUCCCUCUGGCCAAGAUCCUUUGGCAGUCAGAGGAACUGGUGGGCAAAGAGAUGCCCUAUAGUUUGACCAGUCAGAACAGUGAACAUUUUGUUAUGGAGCUACGUUAUGGACCUGAAAUGAAUGAGCAGGACGAAAUAAAACCCGGGGACUUGAUUGAGAUCUUCCGCUCCUGUUAUCAGCACUGGGCUAUCUAUGUUGGAGAGGGCAAAGUGGUCCACUUAGCCCCCGAAUGUGACCGCCUAGCGAAUGGUGCAGCCAGUGUCCUGGCGGUUUUGUCUGACCGGGCGUACGUCAAGAAAGACUGGCUGGAGACGGUGGUGCGGAAGGACCAGUACCGGGUGAACAACAAACAUGACUACACGCACCCCCAGUUGCCCCUCACCAAGAUCCUCCAGCGGGCAGAGGAGCUGGUGGGGCAGGAGAUGCCAUACAACCUGACCAGCCAUAACUGUGAACACUUUGUGAUGGACCUGCGGUACGGAGUCGCCAUGAGUGACCAGGUCACGGAGGCCAUUGCGGUGGGGACGAUUGGCAUGAUGGGUGUAGCAGCCGCCAUGAUCCGCUCCGCGGCCAAGAGGCGCAAGCAUCGUUACGAAUAGUUUUGUGGGGACGGAUCGCAACCAGCUCUGGGGGUGUUUUGACUGCCUAGUGUCCUUUAUUUGCCAGAAUUGUUUUCAGAACACCAAACCAAAAAAAAUUAAAUCAGAUUUCAUGACAAAAGCCAUCCACCCACGCCGUGCUUGGAGCCAAUAAAACUCUCUUCAGAACUUACUUAGACAUGUGGUGCCAGUUGUUGUUUUGCUAUUUAUACCAGGGACCCCAUUUUUGUUGG
Anolis sagrei ordinatus is the source of this 1184-nucleotide messenger RNA. Its product is annotated as phospholipase A and acyltransferase 3-like. Gene Ontology annotation, cellular component: cytoplasm. Gene Ontology annotation, biological process: N-acylphosphatidylethanolamine metabolic process. Lineage: Eukaryota; Metazoa; Chordata; Lepidosauria; Squamata; Anolidae. The record is from RefSeq and is a predicted model, not a curated record. Gene Ontology annotation, molecular function: glycerophospholipid phospholipase A1 activity; A2-type glycerophospholipase activity.